UCGCCGCGCCCCGCCGCGACCCAGGGCGGCGGCGUCACGGAGGCCGACGUGCUGAUCGCGUUCCGGAACACGCUGCGCGGGCCGGACGGCGCGCCCCCGGGCCCGCUGCGGAGCUGGGGCACCCCGGGCCCGUGCCAGGGCAACAGCUCAUCGUGGUACGGCGUGUCGUGCCACGGCAACGGCAGCGUGCAGGGCCUGCAGCUGGAGCGGCUCGGCCUGGCCGGCGCCGCGCCCGACCUGGCCGCGCUCGCCGUGCUCCCGGGCCUCCGCGCGCUCAGCCUCUCCGACAACGCGCUCACCGGCGCGUUCCCCAACGUGUCCGCGCUCGGCGUGCUCAAGAUGCUCUACCUGUCGCGGAACCGCCUCUCCGGCGUCAUACCGGAGGGCACGUUCAGGCCCAUGCGCGGCCUCCGCAAGCUGCACCUCGCCUUCAACGAGUUCUCCGGGCCCGUGCCGGGAUCCAUCACCUCGCCACGGCUGCUGGAGUUCGUCGACGUCUCCAACAACAACCUUUCCGGCCCGAUCCCGGCAGGGCUCAGCCGCUUCAAUUCGAGCAUGUUCUCAGGCAACAAGUUCCUCUGCGGCAAACCGCUGGACGCCGAGUGCAACGGCUUGGGGGUGCCGACCUCCGGCAUGUCGACCAUGAUGAAGAUCGCCAUCGCGCUCAUCGUCCUCGGCCUGCUCCUCUGCGCCGUUGGCAUCGCCACGGGCGUCCUCGGCCGCCGGAGAAGAAAGCCGAGGCGCGCGGCCGCCGAGUCUCUCGGCGGCGGCGACCAGACGCCCUCCAACCCGAAGCUCAACACCGCGCCGGCCGUCAACAUCGAGAGCGCCGCCAGCACGAACCAGCCGCGGGCCGGCGCCGCGACCACGGCCGGGGGCGCCGCCGCGGCGAAGCGCCAGCGGCGGGACGAGCACGGACGGCUGGUGUUCAUCCAGGAGGGCCGCACCCGGUUCGAGAUCGAGGACCUGCUCCGGGCGUCGGCCGAGGUGCUGGGCAGCGGCAACUUCGGGUCCUCGUACAAGGCGACGCUCUGCGAGGGCCCCGCCGUGGUGGUGAAGCGGUUCAAGGACAUGAACGGCGUCGGCCGGGAGGACUUCUCGGAGCACAUGCGCCGCCUCGGCCGCCUCGCCCACCCCAACCUCCUCCCCCUCGUCGCCUACCUCUACAAGAAGGAGGAGAAGCUCCUCGUCACCGACUACAUCGUCAAUGGCAGCCUCGCCCAACUCCUCCAUGGUAACCGAGGGUCGUUGUUGGAUUGGGGGAAGCGUCUGCGGAUCAUCAAGGGCGCGGCGCGGGGGCUGGCGCACCUGUACGACGAGCUGCCGAUGCUGACGGUGCCGCACGGGCACCUCAAGUCGUCGAACGUGCUGCUCGACGGCACGUUCGAGGCGGUGCUGUCGGACUACGCGCUGGUGCCGGUGGUGACGUCGCAGAUCGCCGCGCAGGUGAUGGUGGCGUACAAGGCGCCCGAGUGCAUCGCGCCGCAGGGGAAGCCGUCCAAGAAGAGCGACGUGUGGAGCCUGGGCAUCCUCAUCCUCGAGGUGCUCACCGGCAAGUUCCCGGCGAACUACCUCCAAAAGGGGCGGCAGGGCGGUGACCUGGCCAGCUGGGUGCAGUCCGUCGUCACGGAGGAGCGCACCGACGAGGUGUUCGACAAGGACAUCACGGGGGCCCGGGGCUACGAGGCCGACAUGGUCAAGCUGCUCCAGGUCGGCCUGGGCUGCUGCGACGCCGACGUCGACCGGAGGUUGGAGCUCAAGACGGUCAUCGCGCGCAUCGACGAGAUCCGGGAGCCCGAACCCGCCGCCGCCGCCGCCGCCGCUGACUCGACGUCGUCGUCAUCCUAG
Molecule: messenger RNA, 1848 nt
Organism: Panicum hallii
Lineage: Eukaryota; Viridiplantae; Streptophyta; Magnoliopsida; Poales; Poaceae
Product: pollen receptor-like kinase 4
Exons: 4
Biological process (GO): protein phosphorylation
Molecular function (GO): protein binding; protein kinase activity; ATP binding
Source: RefSeq, a predicted model, not a curated record